AUGGCAGAGAGAGACUCCAAGAGUUCGUGCACACCGUUGAAGAACCCGACAGAGGCCCGCGCAUUCCAAUCCCAUAUCUCAUCCCACUACCGGCGAUGGAAGAGGAUCAGCCGAGACAUCGCCAGGCUGUAUGAGACGUCGCGGACAGCUUCAUGGCACCCAGCCCCCGAGGAAAGCCUCGUCAACGAGCAUCAUCACACUUCCGUGCUCCGAAAGACCCCGGGCAUAGCCGAUACCCACAAACAGGAGCUCAUAGAUGACGGCGAGGAGAGAACACUUGCGGCCGCCCUACAACGACACGGCAAUUCUCUUUCCUUGUUGAUGCGCGUGCCUAAGAAUGGCCUCCGCCAUGACCCUUUCAGGUCCCUGCCUAUCCCUGCGGACGGCUGUGUUCCUCUGACUAUCGACUACUUUCUCCACGAAUGGGCACCAGAGUACGAUAUUGAUUAUGCCUCGACUGGCCACGGUUGCCCUCACAAAAGCCUGGUGUUUCCUUUGGCCAUGGAUCAUGCUGUUCUGCUCGAAAGCCUGGUGGCCAUGUGCCGCGUCUUCUGGCUCAUCGCACGAGACAUCACCUGGCACACCGACGCCGAAUACAUCAAACACCAGGGCCGAGCAUUGGCUCUGGUCCAGGCCAAAUUGAGCUCUGAGGCCUUUGCGGACAAUGCGACGCUGCUCGCCAUCGUCUGCUUAACGAGCAUAGAGGUACGGUACCCGCGCUCUUGA
Capronia epimyces CBS 606.96 is the source of this 726-nucleotide messenger RNA. RefSeq lists its product as uncharacterized. The coding region runs from base 1 to 726 and encodes 241 amino acids. Lineage: Eukaryota; Fungi; Ascomycota; Eurotiomycetes; Chaetothyriales; Herpotrichiellaceae. The record is from RefSeq and is a predicted model, not a curated record. The transcript is spliced from 2 exons.